GCCCCGCCGGGGAGGGAAGGGGAGGGCCGGGGUGCUCGGAGAGGCUUCGCGGGCAGCGCAGGCGGGCGGUGAGGCAGCGGCAACAGCAGCAGCGACAACAGCGGCGGCUACCGACCCACCGACCGCUCGCUCUUCCCUGGCCAUGGGGCUUGGUAGCCCCCUCCACCCCGCCGCUACAAACUGCACUUCAUGGCUUAAAUGGACAUCUCUCUGCUUGAUGAUCUGAUCCUUCUUGAACUAACUUCAAAGAGAAAAGAAAUAAUUACCCCUUUGGUUCUACAAUUUGUUUUCUUUAAUUAAUGGCUUUGUGCCCUACAGAAAACCUACAUUUUAAUGCUCAUAUUGCUCCCCUCUAAAUCUUCUGGUGCGUGGAAGGAUCAGGGUCUGUCUUCAUUGAACCCUCAUCUGGACAGAUUGGGAGCAGGUCACGAGGAGGUGGAAAAGACAUGGAAACAUUGUGAGAAAGUGAAAGGAAAUACCCAGCUAUGCUGUUUUUGAGUUCCAUUUGAAGAGACCAAAGCUGCUUCUCUUAUGGGUGGAGCUAACGAAGGUGGUAUGUUCAGCCUAAGCCCCAGGUGGUAACUGGCAGGUGCCUGCAGCACCCUUUGCCUUACAUUGGACUCUAUAUUGUAAGUGGUCAGUGGUGACGGCAGAACCAGAGCAGGAAAGAUGGUCGUCGUAAGGAGGAGGAACGUGAAAGUGUUUACCUUCGCCUUUUUGCUCAUCACAGUAACGUCAUUUCUGCUGAACUACACGCAGCAGGUGACCACCACCACCUGGGAUCUGAGACAUCUUAUUGUGCAGUUUUCAGAGCAAGUCCAGAAACUCUUCAAGUACCCCAGGAGACCGUGCAGCUGUCACACAUGCAUUUCCGAGCUGGGACAUUCCCUCUGGUUUGAUCAGAGAUUUAACUCAACUAUGCAACCUUUCCUGACCUCACAGAAUGCCUUCAUCCCAGAGGACAGCUACAGGUGGUGGCUGAAACUGCAAGGAGAGAAAGCUCCGAAGGAUAUUAACAGCACUCUCAAGGAGCUGUUUGAGCUCAUUCCUGGGGACAGGGAUCCGCUGCAGGAGCGAGGCACUUACACGUGCAGGCGAUGUGCCGUUGUGGGCAACUCAGGCAACCUGCUGCAGUCUCAAUAUGGCCAAGAUAUUGACUCUCAUGACUUUGUGCUCAGAAUGAACCGUGCCCCCACUGCUGGCUAUGAAUCAGAUGUUGGGAGCAAGACCACUCAUCACUUCGUUUACCCUGAGAGCUACAAAGAGCUGGCAGAAAAUGUGAGCAUGAUCCUGAUCCCCUUCAAAACCCUGGACCUGCGCUGGGUUGUCACUGCUCUCACCACAGGCACCAUCAACUUCACAUAUGUUCCAGUUCCACGGAAAAUCAAAGUCAAAAAAGAAAAGAUCCUGGUUUAUAAUCCAGCUUUUAUGAAAUACAUUUAUGAAAACUGGCUCCAACAUCAUGGAAGAUAUCCCUCCACUGGCCUCCUGUCUUUGAUAUUUGCACUCCACGUAUGUGAUGAGGUGAAUGUGUAUGGUUUUGGAGCAGACAGCAAGGGACACUGGCAUCAUUACUGGGAAAACAACGCUUCAGCCGGAGCUUUCCGGAAGACAGGCGUCCAUGACGGGGAUUUUGAGUUCAAUAUAACUUUGACUCUUGCCUCCAUCGAAAAGAUAAAUUUUUUCAAGGGCAGAUGACCCUGGCCACAGGGAGAAGUAGGGGCUGCAGUUUCCAACGUGCAGCAGAAGGCGGCUCGGUGAAGAUGGUCUGUGUGCCAGUCAGGUUUGAAUGCUGUGGUGGACUGGGGGCAUCUGAUCGCUGCAGUGCGUACCGCAGAGAGCGUGGCCGAGGGCUGGCUGCCAACCACCCUGCACGUGAUUUCACAUCUACAGAUAGCUGGGAACUACCAAUCAGUUGUGGAAAUAAAUGAAUCUCUGCUUAGGCUCUACGGUUUGAUUCUGGAAUUACUGAUGAAAGAUCUGCCUGUUGCAAUUAGGGGAAACCUGGGCACAGGAGCUGUUGUUUGUGGGCCCCGUUCUUUCCUCAAGUAGGGCAAGAGAUCCUUGAAGAAGAGUGAAAACGACUUCUGGGACUUGAGACCCACAAGGGCAGCUGUGAACAUCAUAGUAAGGAUUACCUCAAAGAAAUGAAUUCACUUCUGCUGUUGAUUUUCUUUUUGAACUCUCUCUUCUGUUUCCUCUAUUACUUCUGGUUUCAUGCUGUAUUAAGGACAAAUAUGAUGAAGUUACCUGGAGUAGUAAAUAUUUCAACCAUUUUGCCUCAUUCUGCAUUGAUAGCAUCUAGAAAACAUGGAUCAGAUCAUCCCUGGUCAUAUUUAAUAUUGCUUCCUAUACAGCCAUAAUGAGACAAAACAAUACUGAAAACUCCAGCAAAAAAAAUGGCCUUUUUAGCCACUUGUUUGUUUGUCUUAUUUGGGUUUUUUUUGGUGGAAAAUACUCUGGAAUGCUCAUUUUUAUUUAAUCAGUUUAAGGUUGGCAAGUGGACUCUUUUCUUUCAGUGAUUUAUAUGUGCCUUUUAGAAUUGUGCAACAGAUGGUUUUUUGUUUGUGUUUUUUUUUAAGAUGAUAAACCCUAAAUUAAACUUUUUUAUAAAAGGGGGGGAAAUUAACCAAAGUUUAGCCUCCAUGUGGUAUACUUUUGUAGUCAAAGUCAAUAAGAACAACUCCUAUACUCUAUUUGAGCAAACACAGAUAAAACUAGUUUUUAAAGGUAGCUUUUACCUUUUUCUUUUUUUGAUAGGAAAAUAUCCAAAAGUUCCAAGCAAACUUUUCUUCUGAUUUUUUUACAAAUUUAGAAAGUUGUAUCUCAUUACAAAGUCUCUAUUUGAAAUACAAGAAAUAUCAUGGGUUGGGAUAUCAGGUAGUGAUACAAUAAGAUAUUUUUUUUGCCCUGUAGCAGUAUCUACAAGGACACAAUCUACACAAACUGAUCCUACAGAGUAAAUGAGACUCCAAAGUUAUGUGCAUCUCUGGAGGUAUAAUGUCUAUUAAUAUCAAUACCUCUAGGCAGUGAGAGGAGGGUAGUGACAGUGGAGAUUUUAUAUCAACAGUUUUUUGCUGGAAUCAUUGCAUCUAAUCCCCAAGAACAAAUAAAAUAUGAAUCCAAGGAUAAAGUUAAGGUAAUGAACAAUGGAGAGCAGUGGGAUUUUUUCUUCCCAAUGUCAUGAAAAUGGGAUUCAUGGAUUUAUUGACCCUUUUUAAUUUCUGAUGAAGCCAUUGGAGUUCCUGCCACAGACUUCAAGGGACUUUAGAUCAGGCUUGGGAAAAAUGAUGUAUUUAGUUUUUAAUGUAUUACAGUUCUUGGGGUUUGUGGCAAUUUAGAAAUUAUCAUCUAAAUGACUUUUCAUGCACCAGUUGUGGCAGUGUGUCCAAGCAGAUAAGCAUUUGAGCUCAGUGAAAGCCUAGCCCUGAAGUGAUGUGCUUCAGUCCAAGAUUUAUCCCCUUGUCUUUCCAUGCCAGUUGUGAACAGUGAGCUCCCCUCCAAGGCAGCAAUUCAAGGCACUGUGACAUGGUCAGAUGGGAUAUCCCUAUUUUGGGCCACAGCACCACUCGCUAACAUGAUGAACUUCUUCACCCAUGUGAGUACUAAUGGACUCCAUGUAUAGAGACGAGGCUGCCAAACAUCUGUGUGGCGAACUGAGCUCCACACACACGACUCUUUGGUUUAGCAGUAUAGAAAGGGCAGGAUUUUCAGAUCGUCAUGCUGAGAUGUGUUAAUGAUCCUUGUGUCAAGAAGCCCUUUCCCAACGCUGUAGCCUGCAGAACUCACCUGCACAUUGCAGGCACAGCAAAUUCAAUGGGCUUUCCGUCUUCUACAUUGCCUUUGUGAAAAAAUGAAACAUU
Messenger RNA from Colius striatus (speckled mousebird), 3863 nucleotides. It is a transcript of the gene ST3GAL1, whose product is annotated as ST3 beta-galactoside alpha-2,3-sialyltransferase 1. The record is from RefSeq and is a predicted model, not a curated record. NCBI's taxonomy places the organism in Eukaryota, Metazoa, Chordata, Aves, Coliiformes, Coliidae. The coding region runs from base 670 to 1698 and encodes 342 amino acids. Gene Ontology annotation, molecular function: beta-galactoside (CMP) alpha-2,3-sialyltransferase activity. The transcript is spliced from 7 exons.